GAAACGAGUAAGGAGAUAUAUAUCUUGGUGAAAAAUAUGGCAAGUACUACACCUCAUUCUAUUUGGGUGUGGAUGAUGACCAUGGUAGUGUCAAUGUUGGUGAAUGAAAUGUGUUGUCAUGGGUGUUGGGAGGAAGAGAGGAUUGCUUUGCUGCACCUCAAAGCUUCCAUCAACUACUCAAAUGGCAACCUUUUGCCUUCUUGGAUGGAUAAUAAAUCAUCCAAUUGUUGUCGGUGGGAAAGGGUUAAAUGCAGCAACACUUCAAGCCGAGUGAUUCGACUCUCUCUUAAUGAUACAAGAGAUUGGAAAUUUGGAGAUUGGUAUUUCAAUGCUUCUCUGUUUCUUCCCUUUAAAGAGAUCAAGACUCUUGAAUUAAGUGGGAAUGCAUUAGUUGCUGUGACUAAGAAUGAAGGUUUUGAAAAACUUUCUGAAUUGAUAAAUCUUGAAGUUCUUGAUUUGAGUUGGAAUAAUUUCAAUAACAGUAUUAUUCUAGAAUUUGUUGGUGGAAUCUCAUCUUUGAAGUCUCUAAAUCUUGAAGGUAAUCAGUUGGGAAGCUCCAUUAAUUUGACAAGUUUUGGAAGACUUUCUGAAUUGAUAAAUCUUGAAGUUCUUGAUUUCAGUGACAACAAUUUCAAUAACAGUAUUAUUCUAGAAUUUGUCGGUGGAAUCUCAUCUUUGAAGUCUCUAAAUCUCGGAAGUAAUGAGUUGGGAAGCUCUAUUCAUUUAACAAGUUUUGAAAGACUUUCUGAAUUGAUAAAUCUUGAAGUUAUUGAUUUGAGUGUGAACAAUUUCAAUAACAGUAUUAUUCUAGAAUUUGUUGAUGGAAUCUCAUCUUUGAAGUCUCUAAAUCUCAGAGGUAAUAAACUAGGAAGCUCCAUUCAUUUAACAAGUUUUGAAAGACUUUCUAAGUUGAUCAAUCUUGAAUUUCUUGAUUUGAGUUUCAACGGGAUCAAUAACUCUAAAAUUCUAGAAUUUAUUGGUGGAAUUUCAUCUUUAAAGUCUCUAAAUCUUGGAGAUAAUAGAUUGGAAAGUUUGGGUGAUUUGACAUGUCUAAACGAGAAAUCAAAAUUGACAAAUCUAGAGGUUCUUGAUUUGUCUGGUAAUUUGAUAACAGACAUCAUAUGGUGUUCUUUAAAAGGAUUUACUUCAUUGAGAAUAUUGGAUUUGAGUGAGAACUAUAUAAACGAGAGUAUUUCUAGUCAAGACUUAGAAAACGUGAGCCUCUUGAAAGAAUUGUACUUGGACUAUGCUACCCUAUCCAAUGACUUUCUUUCAAACAUUGGUGCCAUGACAUCACUUCAAGUUUUGUCAUUGCGUGGAUCAAGACUCACUGGGUCUCUGCCCUCCCAUCAAGGUUUCUGUGAAUUAAAGACUCUUCAAGAGAUUGACUUCAGCUAUAAUGGACUGGGGGGUCAAUUGCCUAGGUGCCUGGCAAACUUGACAUCUCUAAGGUUUCUGGAUAUCUCUCUCAACCAAUUUACUGGGAAUAUUGCAUUGUCUCCUCUUGCCAAUCUCAUAUCCUUGGAAUAUCUUAUACUUUCAUAUAACAGUUUUCUAGUCCCAAUGUCAUUCAAAUCAUAUUACAACCUCUCCAAACUUAUGGUCCUAGAAAGUGUCGACAACAUGUUUUUAGAAGAAGAAGACAUUCUUGGAUCUGCCCCAAGUUUCCAAUUGUUUCAAAUCCGUCUUUCUACUUCUAAACGUGGAAUAAAUACUCCCAUGUCCCUGCCUAACUUUUUCUACUAUCAAAAUCAACUCAAAAUUGUUGAGCUCUCUGGAUUUGAUUUUGGAGGAACAUUCCCAAGGUGGUUGUUGGAGAACAAUAUUGGACUACAAGCAUUUAGCCUAACAAAAAAUUCAUUUUUUGAACAUUUCCAAUUGCCCUCGUCUCCAAUGAAAGAACUUGUAACAUUAGAUAUCUCUAACAAUAAUUUCUAUGGCACUAUCCCAUACAAGAUUGGUAGUCAUUUCCCCAAGUUAAGAAUUCUAAACAUGUCUAGAAAUAACUUUGAAGGCAUGAUUCCAUCUUCAUUAGGUGACAUGACCUCUCUAUGGGUUCUAGACUUGUCAAAUAACCAGUUAUCUGGUAAAAUUCCUGUACAUUUGGCAAUGGGUUGUAACUUCUUGGAAUUGCUGAAACUAUCAAGCAACAACUUGACAGGCCCUAUAUUACCCCCUCAAAAUGGCUUGCGAAACUUACAGUGGUUGCAUUUGGAUGAAAAUAAGUUCACAGAAAUCCCACACAACUUAUCCAUAAGUAGUGCCUUGAGACUGUUGAAUCUUAGCCAAAAUCAUUUGGAAGGUGAGUUUCCGAUUGAGUUUUGUCAAUUUGAUGGAUUAGAACACUUGGAUCUUUCUGACAACAAAUUUACUGGGACAAUAUCAUCUUGCUUCAAUAUGAAACUCCUAAAGCAAAUUCAACUAUCCAACAAUAGUCUAAAUGGACCGUUUCCGGAGGUGUUCCAUCAAUUAAUGAAUGGCAUAAUUCUGAUAGAUCUUUCAAAUAACCAUUUUAAUGGCAGCAUUCCAGAUUGGAUCGACAGUCUCUCCUGGUUAAGCUUUCUUAUCUUGAAAAAUAACCAUUUUGAAAGUAAUAUACCAGAUCAGAUUUGUCAUUUGUCUAGAUUAUCCUUGAUUGAUCUUUCUUCCAAUAAGUUAUCGGGCAACAUUCCCCGUUGCUUAAAUAACUUCACAUUUGAGCCAGGAGAAAUAAUGAACGUGUAUUCAUCUGUAAGUGUUUUUAGUACUACUCAAGAAUCCAUGUUAAAUGAUGACCAAAAGAUUUAUAGUUAUCAUGAGUAUAGUGCUGGUAUUGAUGGAGAUAUCUCAAGCCCAAUGGGGGGAUUUUUCUCAUUACAAGUGGAGUUCACAACCAAAGGAAUGAUCUUGUCUUACACAGGAAUGCCUCUGCUCUUUUUUUCAGCAAUUGAUCUCUCCAACAACAAAUUAACUGGCUACAUACCACUUGAAAUUGGCAACCUUAGCAAAAUUAAAGCACUGAACCUAUCCCACAACAACCUAACUGGAGGAAUUCCCACAACUUUUUCCAAGUUACAGAACAUAGAGAGCUUGGAUCUUUCUCACAACAACUUGAAUGGGAAUAUCCCUUCUCAGCUUACUGAUCUAUACUCAUUGGAGAAGUUCAAUGUGUCUUACAACAACUUAAGUGGAAGGAUACCUCAGGCAACAAAGCAAUUUGGAACUUUUGACUCAAGUAGCUAUAUUGAGAAUCCAUUUCUUUGUGGAAAACCAUUACAAAAUAAUUGCAUGGAUUCAUCUCCAUCAGUUCCAUCAGCCAAUAAUAAUGCAAGUGUGGUAUCCAACUUUAUCGAUGUGGACACUUUUUAUAUGAGUUUUGCAGGGUCCUACACAGUUGUUUUACUAGCUAUUGCGGGAAUUUUGUAUAUAAAUCCACAUUGGAGACAAGUAUGGUUCCAUAUUAUUGAGGUUUUCAUCACCUUUGUUGUGGAUAAUAUGUGGAGAAUCAAAGUUGGUUUCCUUCGUAAAUAUGGAUAAUCACCCCAGUGAAGUAAUAAUGUUGUUGUAUGUAUUUUCUAAUAAACUUCUUUCUUAAGUAGUUGUUUGCAUUAAAUAAAAAUCUCU
This is a messenger RNA of Diospyros lotus (date-plum), 3603 nucleotides long. Its product is annotated as receptor-like protein 56. The record is from RefSeq and is a predicted model, not a curated record. The transcript has 8 exons. Bases 37 to 3516 code for a protein of 1159 amino acids. Gene Ontology annotation, molecular function: protein binding. NCBI's taxonomy places the organism in Eukaryota, Viridiplantae, Streptophyta, Magnoliopsida, Ericales, Ebenaceae.